CUUAGUCGGCGCGCGGCUGCCAUGGAGCGCGUGUGGAAGCGAGUGGCGCUCGCCAGGAAGAAGGAGCAGCUGUGCUACAAACCCGCAGCCAAGCAGAAGGUGGCGCCGAGCGAGGGUUCCAAGGUGCCGAAAGACUUCAUGUGGUGCGAUUUGGUGACGGCGUCGAGCACGUCCGGCAGCAGCCCCGCGUCGCCGCCCCCGGCCGCCCCCGAGCUGCCCCCGCGGCCCAAGGGCUUCGUGCUGGAGCUGGACCUGAACGCCAGGGCGCUGACCAGGCGGCUCUUCCGCCGCGACAAACACAAGCAGGACAAUCAGCUCUACCGCAGCAACAGCUUCAGGUUCGAGAAGUACCACCGACCUGACGAGGACCUCAUCGACCCAAAGGUGUCGGUUUGUGAUGAAUACAGCCUGCCAGUAGACUUUGUCAACAGACGCACCCGCAGUUUUGCGUCCGGCUUGGCCAAUUGGACGCCCAGUCCCAGUGGAGAAAACCUUCAAGUGCUCGCGGGCUACAGCGACCCCCGCGACUGCAAAGCGUACCUGGAGCCGGGCGAGGCGGCCUGCAAUAAAGUCUACGCGAGCCCAGACGCCGACAAGUACAGCAGACCUCACCGACCGCCCAAAGAGCGCGAGGAGCAGGUGUACUGUUCUGUGCGGGAACGAGCGUCGAAGGCGUCGGCGCCAGCGUGUGCGCGAGGCUCCGCGUCGAAGCGCAACAAGGAGCGUCGAGGGGCGUUGCCGGAUGCGGCGUGGAGCUACGAUGCGGACGUCGAGUCGCCGCUGAGCGAGCCGCGCGCCGCGAAUGGGCGCCGCCAGCGGCGCCAGCCCCACAGCAUGCCGUGCGACGCGCUCGUGAGGUCGCGCAGCAGCGUCUGCGUGCCGUGCCGCGCCGCCGUCGCCGCCGACGACGACCCUGAGCCGCCCGACGCCAUGACGGGACGCGCCGCGCGCAAGCAUAUCUACGAGACGGCCUUCGACAGCCGCGUUUCCAAGUCUGAGGAUGAACUCGAUGAGGUGGACCGGGUGAGCAACCACCCGGUGCUACGGAUGUUGAGUCGCGCGGCGCGCGGCCUGACGCCGCGGGGCCACCGCAAGGAGGCCCGCGUCGAGGCGGCGGCCGAGGCGCCCGGCCGCUUGGCCGCCGAGCUGGCCGCCCUGCGCGUGUCCGCGACACCCACGGCGCCGGCCGCAACGCACACGCCUCCGUCGACGGCUCCGCUGCCCGCCAAGUUCCACGCCGUGGCGGCGACAGGGGCGGCGCCGGCCGGCGCCGCGCCCACGAGCAGCAUGCCCGACUUGCAGGUCCGCCGCUCCAAGCGGCCCACGUCGCUGCUGGUGGCCGCCGGCGGCCACGGCCCGGCGCAGGCGGCCACAAGGCCGAAGUACUCGAGCACCGAGUCGAUGGCCACGAGCAGCAGCAGCAUGUCCAGCCUCGACUCGCUGCGCAGCUCCACCAGUGAGGGAAACCGCUCCACCACCAGCUCCGCCAGCAGACGCAGCGACUCGCUCAGCUCGCACUCGUCCGACUCUGGCGGCGACCUCCGGAGGGCCGUGACCGGCCGGUGUCCGCCCCUCGGCCUGCUCUCCAAUAAACUGCACAUUCUGUCGCCCAUUUCGGACAAGUCGCAGGAGCCAGGCUCCGAAACCUCCGACAAUAACAGAAAAUCGCAGAGGGCGUCGCCGGAGGAGGCGGCCGCGACGCCGGUGGCGACGGACGAGCUGCCGUGGGACAUGCCGAAACUACGGCGGCGGGGGGCGGCCAACAGGGGCGUGGCCUGCGUGCAGGUGGCCGAGGCGCUGCAGGGCUCGGACAGCGGCAUCUCCAUCGAGAGCCGCCACCUCGCCGACGACCUCCCCUUCGACAUGCCCAAGCUGCGGCGCCGACUCGCCGCCCCGGUGGCGCCGCUCGGCGUCGCCGGCGGCAGCGCCACCUCAAGCAGCGCCGCCUCCGUCGCCGGCAGCUCGCACAAGCUCGACCAGCUGCCGUUCGACAUGCCCAAACUGCGCCGCCGCCAGCCCAGACCCGCGUCCGCCCUCAACCCCGCCCCCUCCCUCCCCGCCACUGACGCCACAGACUCGGCGGGUGGGAGUGGCCCCCUGCGGCCUCCGAGCCUAGACCUCGGCGGCCCGUCCGCGUUCCGGCCCGUGGCCAGGUCGGCGGGGCUCAACCUGAACCUGGGCUGCGUCGCCCUGACCGCCAGGGGCGACGACGUUGACGUCAGCAUCCCCCUCGAGCGGCAAGGGUGGUUCCACGGCGCCAUCACGCGCGUCGAGGCUGAGGCCGAACUGCGACUGCACCCUGAGGGCAGCUACCUCGUCAGGAACAGCGAAUCCUCGAGACAGGACUUUUCCCUCUCGCUCAAGAGUGCGAGGGGUUUCAUGCACAUGCGGAUCCAGCAGGAGGGCAGCGGGCACUACAUUUUGGGCCAGUUCAGCAAGCCGUUCGCCUGCAUCCCUCGGAUGGUGCAUUACUACUCGGUCAACCGGCUGCCGAUCCGCGGCGCCGAGCACAUGUGUCUGCUCCACCCCGUCAUCGAGCAGCUGCUCUAGUCACCCCCUACCCCUGUGCCCCCCGCCCCCCAUCCGAGCUGUGACUCUCCGAUAUGAUAUAUAUAUUCUUGCCAAAGCUCUUUUUCUCGUCUCGUCGCUCUCUCGUUGCUCUGUAGGAUUUCGAGCAGAAAUUCGGUACAAAUCGGAAACAAUCAGCCGAGAAUCGCGAAAUUAAUUAAUUGUUGUCCACUAUCUCUCUUGCCUAGGCUUAAGGAAAAAAGAGAAGCAAAAAAGACACCACUGGCCAAACCCUGCCCCCGCCCCCUGUUGUUAUUUUCGAUUGUUGCGGCGUCGAAUCGGAGACUGAUUCGGUUGUGAUUUGUUGAUCGUCUUCCCUCUUCAUUCCGUUGGCGGCCCUCCCCCUCCACUCCCCUCCCCUGAUUUCUCUCCCUGGUCGCGUUUUCCCCGGCAAAAGAUUGAGGCGAGUGCGCGCGCGCAGUGGUGCCAAAUAUUUUGAAUAUAUAUACAUCGCACUGUACACUGAAGACGAAGCAUUUUUAAUAUAGCAACACACACGUCAACCAGCGAGCAAAAUGUCGUUU
Cloeon dipterum is the source of this 3092-nucleotide messenger RNA. RefSeq names its product heavyweight (gene hwt). The record is from RefSeq and is a predicted model, not a curated record. The coding region runs from base 22 to 2550 and encodes 842 amino acids. Gene Ontology annotation, molecular function: phosphotyrosine residue binding. The transcript is spliced from 11 exons. NCBI's taxonomy places the organism in Eukaryota, Metazoa, Arthropoda, Insecta, Ephemeroptera, Baetidae.